Messenger RNA from Amphibalanus amphitrite, 1238 nucleotides. RefSeq names its product cubilin-like. The coding region runs from base 18 to 947 and encodes 309 amino acids. NCBI's taxonomy places the organism in Eukaryota, Metazoa, Arthropoda, Thecostraca, Balanomorpha, Balanidae. The record is from RefSeq and is a predicted model, not a curated record. The transcript has 2 exons.
AAAGAAAUUGGUUUUGAAUGAGUGGUGAACAGUUCUGCAACAUGCAUCCCUCUCAGCAACUCUUCUGCCUCCUGGCAGUCGGACUGACCGCCGUAUCGGCUGCAACGAUCACUUCCAAAGAUUUCAGCCUCCAAAGACAGCAUGCCACGAUUUCGGCUCAGUCCAUGAUGGAGGAGAGAUCCGUGUACGACACUCCCCGCCUGGCAUGUGACACUGCAAUACAGUACCUUCAGCCUGGAGUGUACCACAUGCAGUCACCAAACUACAAACGUGACGACCCCGGUAAUUACACCAAUGACUUCCGCUGCAAAUACCGCAUGCACGCAGCCGACAGCAAUGGCAUGCUGCGCUUCGACUGUUUCUUUUUCCAACUGGAGGACAGCCAAUACUGUCUAAAAGACUCAUUCGCAGUUGCCAGAGAUGAAGGUGCUCAGACGAUAACGAAUUUCUACUGUGGGAGAACUAAAACGCCGAAAACACUGUUCGCCAAGAAUAUCGAUGUUUCUUUCAAAACCGACUCGUCCGGCACCGACAAGGGUUUCUUCUGCACGGUGAUGUCUAAGGAGGCGGCAGCAGGCUGCGGCAGUCUGCCGUGCGGCAAACGUUAUCUUGGACCGGGAACUUACAGCCUCCUCAGUCAGAACUACCCCGAAAACUACGGAAACAACAUCUACUGCAAGUGGGAGCUGGUAGCCAGCGAUCCGUCAAACACGGUGGACUUCAGCUGCAGCAGCUUUGACAUGAUCUCCUGGGACAACUCCUGCGAGUGGGACUGGAUGAAGGUCGACGGUGUCCGCCACUGCAACAACAACAAGCCUGCUCCGCAGCAGUUCACGGGCGGCGUCACCGUGGAGUACUCCACACCGAACUUGCCUCACAAAACAAGAAAGGGAUUCAAAUGCACUGUUUCUAUUCGUGAUUCCAAAUUGGCAAAUGAAUCUAACUGAACAGAGCACCAAACAAAUGAAUCAAAACGGACCGUCCACGCUGGAACAAGUAACUGCCGAAAAGGACCAAGAUCACCCGAUGAACCAUGUCUCGAUCUGCUUUCUGAGCGAUUAUUUUACAAUGUGGCAGUGAGGAGCUGACUCUUCACAUUAAAUUUUUGACAGUUAUUCCGGGGAUAUUGUUUAAGGGCAGUGUCUGUUGGGUCUUGUUUUUAAUGGAAUUUUGUUCUUUUGGAAGUGUGCUUUAUUCGGAAGACUUUCAAAUAAAAAUAUAAUUUUAUGCAUUACAAA